This is a messenger RNA of Candidula unifasciata, 711 nucleotides long. The record is from the annotation of a GenBank genome assembly. NCBI's taxonomy places the organism in Eukaryota, Metazoa, Mollusca, Gastropoda, Stylommatophora, Geomitridae.
AUGUCACAGAAACGUAUUCGAGAGGAAAUUAAGCCCGAAAAUUCGAAAAAUUCACCGGUGGUGUCAAAAUGUUUAGCCAUUGUUUUGAUUCCCAAGUCUCGGAGGAAUUCAAAUUCUGAUAAAGUUUUCGACAACAAUGAAGCCGAUGAAACAAUUGUGGGUGUAAAUGAUGGACAUUCAGGUGAUGUUUCUGAAGUAGGUAAGAAUGUUUCUUGUGCAGGAUAUAACGGAAAGGAGUUAUUGCAAGAUUUUAAAGUUAGAAACAAAACAUGUUAUUGGAAUCCAUCUUUGGUGGAAAGUAUUAAAAGUUUAGAGUACAAAGGAUUCGUGGAACCUUCAACUAUUCUUGUCACUGGAACAGAUAUUCAUCUGGAGAAUCUCAGGUCGGCAUGGGGAAGACGUGUACUCAAAGCUCCUGCUGGAUUUCUUAUAGACAGAAUCGGUGAUGUCAACGGCAUUCAGAUGCAGGUGAUUCCGCAGACCCAGGUCAUGCCGUUGACGGAUGCUCUCUGCAACAUCAUCAUGGAUCUGAACCUGCGCCGUAUCCUGGCCACCCUGGAGAUGGUUCUGGAGAAGCUCAGCUUGUGGUACAAGGAUAUGACCGUGCCAAACCACCAGCAUGUCAUCAAUACCUUGGAUACGCUUAUCAAGGAGAGAAAGGUCUUCCAUAACGGUCCCGCGGCGGGAGACGAAGAGGCCGAACCAACGUAA